CUCAUGUGCCUGCUUACUCUACCUACACCCUCAUGGCUCUCUAGCACCCAGAGUCUUGACAGAUAGGCCAUGGUGGUCCUAGUCUCUUCCCUACGCUCAACAGGGGCACAGCCCCCUCACUGACAGGACCCAAGCCCAGCGCAGCCAUGACCAUCACCUACACCAACCAGGUGGCCAACGCCCGCGUGGGCUCCUUCUGCCGCCUGCUGCUCUGCUGGCGAGGGAGCAUCUACAAGCUGCUCUACGGGGAGUUCCUCAUCUUUCUACUCUGCUAUUACACCAUCCGCUACAUCUACAGGCUGGCCCUCAGCGAGAGGCAGCAGGUGGUGUUUGAGAAGCUGAGCUUGUACUGCGACAACUACAUCCAGCUCAUCCCCGUGUCCUUCGUGCUGGGCUUCUACGUGACACUGGUCCUGACGCGCUGGUGGAACCAGUACGAGAACUUGCCGUGGCCCGACCGCCUCAUGAGCCAGGUGUCUGCCUUCGUGGAGGGUCGCGACGAGCACGCCCGGAUGAUGCGGCGCACGCUCAUGCGCUACGCCAUACUGGGUCACGUCAUCAUCCUGCGCAGCGUCAGCACCGCGGUCUACAAGCGCUUCCCUACCCUGCAGCACCUAGUGCAAGCGGGCUUCAUGACGCCCGCGGAGUACAAGAAGCUGGAGCAGCUGAGCCUCCCCCACAACAUGUUUUGGGUGCCCUGGGUGUGGUUUGCCAACCUGGCCAUGCAGGCCUGGCACGAAGGCCGGAUCCGCGACCCCGUGCUGCUGCAGGGCCUGCUGAACGAGAUGAGCAUCUUGCGCACUCAAUGUGGGCUCCUGUACGGCUACGACUGGAUCAGUAUCCCGCUGGUGUACACACAGGUGGUGACCGUGGCAGUGUACAGCUUCUUCUUGGCCUGUCUCUUGGGCCGGCAGUUUCUGAUCCCAGCCAAGGCCUAUCAGGGUCACGAGAUGGACAUGGUGGUCCCCAUCUUCACGUUCCUGCAGUUCUUCUUCUACAUGGGCUGGCUGAAGGUGGCCGAGCAGCUCAUCAACCCCUUUGGAGAGGAUGAUGAUGACUUUGAAAUCAACUGGAUCCUCGACAGGAAUCUGCAGGUGUCCCUACUGUCUGUGGACGAGAUGCACCAGAACCUGCCGCCCCUGGAGCGGGACAUGUACUGGAACGAGACGGAGCCUCAGCCCCCCUACACGGUCGCUGCCUCUCAGUCCCGCCGCACGUCCUUCCUGGGCUCCACCUUCGAUAUCAGCCUGCAGCUAGAAGACAUGGAGUUCCAGCCAAUCAAGGAGGAGAACGAGGCCAACCAGGAAGUCAUCGGCCGCUUCCUCGGGCAACAGCUCAGUGAGUGCCCUUCGAGGAAGCUGCUUCCCCCCAAGAAGAAGCCUUUCCGCCACUACAUCUGGACCAGAGCCACCCAGCAGUACCCUGGGGCACAGGAGGACGGAAAGCUGCGUCCCACAGAUGCCUUCAAGGUGGCCCCCCUCUAUGAGAGGACUGGCUACCACAGCGCCCCGCAGACGCCCCUCAGCAGCUUCCCCAUGGUCUUCCCUGAACUGUUUGAAUCCCAGACGCAUCAGGACACCUCAGACACAGACACAAAAGACCACAGCCCGAAGCAGGCGGGGUCUAGGACCAAUUACGAGCUGCUCCCUACCAGUGACAGCCCCUCAGAGGAGCCCUCUGGAGUUGAUCCCAAGAAGAAUAUGGACCUGAUGCAUAUUCCAGAGCCUCCCAAAGGUCACCUCCCAGAGCCACAUUCGGAGCAGUCGCCUGGCAGCCUGUACCCUGCACCCAGGGAGCACACAGACCCCUACUGGGCCUUGGAAGACAGGGACAUUGCCCACUCCUGAUCCAUCUCAGGAAGAUGUCACCAGCCUGGUCCUCGCCUGCAUGUACACCGCCGGGACACUGGUCCAGUCGUAGCCACACAGCUGUCUACACGCUUGUUCCUGUGAUAGCCUGGUUAGCUCAGUGGGUGAGAAUAAAGGAGC
Octodon degus (degu) is the source of this 1988-nucleotide messenger RNA. It is a transcript of the gene Best1, whose product is annotated as bestrophin 1. The transcript is spliced from 11 exons. NCBI's taxonomy places the organism in Eukaryota, Metazoa, Chordata, Mammalia, Rodentia, Octodontidae. The record is from RefSeq and is a predicted model, not a curated record. Bases 147 to 1847 code for a protein of 566 amino acids. Gene Ontology annotation, molecular function: chloride channel activity.